This is a messenger RNA of Cuscuta epithymum, 4838 nucleotides long. The record is from the annotation of a GenBank genome assembly. Lineage: Eukaryota; Viridiplantae; Streptophyta; Magnoliopsida; Solanales; Convolvulaceae.
AUUAAAUAUUCAUGACAAAAAAAUACAUGUGGGAAUAAACACUUGUGAAGUAUAAAGCUUCAUACAAAACAGAAAAUGUAAAAUCCGAAACAUCUACGUUAAGAUUUAGAAACUGAUAUAGGGUUCCAAUAAAAUUUCUUGUUGUAAUCAGACUGGUCACCUUUCUUGCACCGACCAAGAAAAACGCCAAUAAGAUGAAAAUUGACCAGUUGAGGAUCUGCUCUUCAUUUUGAGUCUACUAGGUGGGCGUGUCAAAGCAAAUUGAUGGUUUACAUACAAUUGAUCUGAGAUGGAAUGUCCAAUCUAAUUGAGAAUCAAUAGCGUGCAUCUCUUCACUAUGUGUCAUAACUCACACAUGAGUGAAAUAAUUGUUAAAUUCAGUCAUAGCAUGGUAAGUCUCGAUGGUGACCGACCGCUGCAAUCCCAUGUAACCAUAUCACGACAGUCCUAGACGUUGACCCACAGUUCCAAUGCCAUAAACAUACUUUAUCUUUGAGAUGAACAACAAUACUUAGUUUUUAGAUAUUUUGCCCAACACCUCAAACUUAAACAGAGUAGGAGGCUUAAUCAAACACAUACAACACACACAAGAUCAAAACAUUACAAGUACAAAGUGAAUGUAGAGUAUGAAAACAAUAGAAGAAGAAAUGUCAUUUGGAACAUACACUUCUCUAUAUGCAUUUGUAUAUCCAUGUUUGAUGAUAUCAGCAACUCCAUCUAUUGUGUCUUGAUGAUUGGAGACCUUGUUUGACAUUAAGAGAGCAUAACAACCAAAAUCAAACUUGCAAAAUAAUAUACAUUACAUAGGCAUUAAGUAGCCAAUAAGUUCCGAUUAAUAGCAUCAUAGCAGAACAGGUAACACAAACCAAUAUAUAUGCAAUUAACUAUUCUCAGUGAUGAAAUUAAAUCAAGAGGUCUUCGAGAAACUCCGAUCCGGAAUGAGGCGGCACACAUGGUCACGACAUCUUAUUAUAGAAGUCAUGAUGCCGAUGAAGUAUUCCGAUUCCGUGGUCGGGUCGGCACUACACUAGAGGUAUAAGGCAAAGGGUUUGAAAGCUCUUGAAACCAGAGGGAUGAGUGAGCCAUUAGAUCCCAGCCGCAGAGUCACCGCCGAGAGACGCCGAUAUCAAUGCUAAAACCGGAAUGCGACGAGACGGGAGAGAUAGAGGAGUUUGGGAAGUUAUUUUUUAUUUUUUAAUCUGGAAUAUCAAAGUGAGGGUAAUAAAGGAAAACAAAAAUAAAGUUUCCUAAAAUAGAGCUAAUUAAAUCCCACGCAUGGAAAAAACAUUACUCAAUCCUAUUUUUGUAAAGUUCCUUUGAUUUGAUCUUAUUUGGAGCAAUUCUCUCUUACUCAUUAUAUUACCCGUUCAAUACGGGAAUUCCCAUUUUGAUCAGUGAGAUGUGGUGCGGGUGUUAAUCAGUAGGCCAUAAUUGCCUUCUCUAUCGAUCAGUUUAUAUUAAUAACAUACUAUAUAUAGCUUACAAUAUUUCUAAAAAGAUAUAAAUGUACUUGUAGUAUUUUAUUAAACAAGUUCACGGGUUAGAUACUACGGAGUACAUAACUCACAAGUUUUUAAUUACUCGCUGUUGAGGAUCGAUUCCGUCACCAAAUUCCGGCUCAGGCAGUCCGGUCGUCGAAUUUUCGGUUGUCUCUUGUGCACACCUAGAAUAAGGGAGCAACACACCUUUCUAGCCUCGACAACUGUCACUCUCUCCUCACCAAGAAGGAUGUAUAAUUUGGAUCACACUGAUAUUCACUCACCUCAUCAUGCUCUACUCCUUACUCACACAAAGGGGUCAGGAAGAAAGAGAUUAGCUGAGCUAUCUCUUGUACACCCCACGUUACAACAAGGGUGCACGGGUUGUCCUUAUAGCAUGGGAUUUUUGGUUUAAUUAGGACUCAAAGGGACACUCAAAUAAUACACUCCACACACAACUCUCAUCACUAGCUCAAUAAUAAGUUCAAUUUGAAUUCUAACGGGAGAGGCAAAUACUGAUAAGCCAGACAGAUAAAUGGGUACAAUGUAGUGAGUUGCUAGAAAGUGUGUUAACCAUUAAUAUACCAUAAACGUUUGGACGAACAAUAUAUUAUCACUCGUAGUAAUGAGUCAUAAAAUGAGUCAAUGCGUGGGAAUAUAGAAUAUGUUCCCAACAUAAAGUUUCGACAAAGUUGUGUUUUACACACCAUAAUAACGUAGUUAGUUUAUACUAUUACGGAAUCAAUAUUUUUUUAAAAACAAAAACUUUCAAAUAAAGAACUGAUUUCAAGAUUUAGUCCGUUAAAAUCCUAAAUUAUUGUAUGUGAAAUAGUCGAAUGACUUCAAAUUAGCUUUCUAAUUUUCUAAUGAUAUGAAAAGAUUCAAAUAGGCAAUUCUGAAUUCAGUUUCAAUCAAAUUUACAAAUAAAUUGACUAGAGUUGUCAUUAGAUGUUUUGGUCAAAUAAGAAACAAUCCAUUAAAGGGAAAGCGGUGGCUUUGUAGCUGUACAAUACCGCUAUUUAAAGAAACAAAUCAGUAAAUAAAUGAAAUAUAUAGAUCUAAAUAUGGAGACUAAUGUUAUACGGGUCGAGUAAAGUGAUCUAAAUAUUAUAUCCUCAAAACCCCACUCGUACCGACUUUUUAUCCACCUUUCAUUUGCAUGUGACGACUCAAAUUGUCCAAAGUGCUGAAAUGGAGCCUAAAGCGGAAGCGGGUUGUGUCUUGAAAGUAGACGUGCAAUGUCGUGAAUGUAAAAUGAAGUUCAUGGAAGUGCUCGCUUCAAUUUCUGGGGUAUAUUCUGUGAACAUUGAUGCGGAACAAGGGCUUGCAACGGUGGUGGGUGAAGUGGAACCAAACGCUUUGUUAAGAGCACUAUCAAAAUCAGGAGAACAUGCAGAGUUGGUCCGGGUAACCUUAAAGGAUCCCAGAAUGAACAGAUAUUCCAACAAUGAACCAUCAUAUGCUUAUUCUUCUCCUUAUAAUAAGUCAUAUGACAAUGGCAACUACAACAAUUAUGGUUACACUGCAAUUGGGGACUCCAACAUUAGAGGUAUGUUUACAAUGUUAAUUACAUACUUAGGAUGUUUUUACUUGGACUGAAAUUUGCUGGUCUGGUCUGGUCUCUGUGUAUUUUAUAACUAUGGAAGUCUGGUCUGGUCUGGGACUGAAAACAGUCCAAGCAAAAACAUUAGAUUUAGUUCCGUAAGUUUUAACGUCUUUAUUAGUUUUGUAAUUUACCCAUUUGAUUUGCAUAUUUAGUCAUGUAACUAAUGAAUUGAUCAUCCACAGUACUAUUUCCGGUGAAAAGUUCAACGCCGACGUUGACUUUUCUGUUCUAUUAUUUGUAAGGCACUUUAAUUUUGGUGAAUUUAUACUUGGGAUUAUGUCCUGAAUAUUACUAACUUUGAACCAAUUACUAAAAAAGUGAUCACUUUUAAAAAGGGGCAGAAAAGUGAUCAAGAAGGUCAUAUCAAUGUCAUUCCCAGAUUUUAAUGUCACUAUCCUAUUUUAAUGUCACUAUCAAAUGUCACUGCCGCCACCGCCUGUGUCACUGCGGCCACCGCCCGUGUCACUGCGGCCACCGCCCGUGUCACUGCGGCCACCGCCCGUGUCACUGCGGCCACCGCCCGUGUCACUGCGGCCACCGCCCGUGUCACUGCGGCCACCGCCCGUGUCACUGCGGCCACCGCCCGUGUCACUGCGGCCACCGCCCGUGUCACUGCGGCCACCGCCCGUGUCACUGCGGCCACCGCCCGUGUCACUGCGGCCACCACCCGUGUCACUGCGGCCACCGCCCAUGUCACUACGGCCACCGCCCGUGUCACUGCGGCCAAUCACCACAGUGACAUCUUCGCCUGGCCUUUCACCACAUUGACUUCUCUCCGCCUCCGGCCACCUCCGCGGCCACAGUUACACCACCACAGUGACAUCUUUUCAGUGACAAUUAUUCCACAGUGACACACAAUUAUUCCGGCCACUUCAUUCUGGCCACCACGAAUCACCACCACCAAUCAUUGUGCCUCCCUAUACACUCCACUUCCACUGUCCUAUCCACCCAAAUGUUCAUCACCGGAAAACCCCCAUCCCUUACCUCUCCACCCAAACGCCCAGAACCCGAAAACCCCACAUCCCCAUCCCUUGCCCACCAUCUAAACAUCCAGCACCGGAAAACUCCCCAUCCCUUGCCCCUGACCUGCCCUCAAUCACUUCCCAAGCUUCAACUCCGACCACCCGCAGUAACGAUUGUUCAAGUCACCGGAGUCCUUCCAGCACGUGACCGGCCUCUCAGCCCCAGUCCCGAUGUAGCAAACCUAGCCACGACCUGCAACAAACGUUCCGCCUACAAUCCAAUAGAUCUGGGAUUAGAUCUGUGCGAUUGAGUUUUAGGGGGAGAACUGGAGAAGAGAGAUGCAACGCAGACCGACGACUCUCGCGGCGGCGACACUCCUUGAGCUCCGAUGGCGUAUGCAACUCUGCACUCUAACGAGCUCCCGUACCUGCGACGAACCAGCCUCAAUGGAUGAAGAUGUUGGCAUCCACCUCCCCAUUAACCACAAAGAAAAGAGAAGGAACAGAAAUCACGCAGAUGGGAAGGGCGACGUCGACCGGCACGAAGCAGAGAAGAGGAUGGCGGCCGCCAAAGGCGUCGGUCCCCGCCUGUGAAGUCGAUGAUGGAGGAGCUAUGGAGUAGAGACCCGCUGCGAUCGACCAUUCCCAGAACCGUAGAUCUGAUGAGGAGGCAGCAUAGAUCUCAAUCAGGAGCUUAGAUCUAAUUAGAUUUAGUCACUUUUUUGCAAAGUUUUAAAAUGGUCAUAUUUUUGAAAUUGGAAAGUUCAAUGGUAAUACCGGAGUCAUUCUUUC